Messenger RNA from Astyanax mexicanus (Mexican tetra), 2763 nucleotides. Its product is annotated as tropomyosin alpha-4 chain. Gene Ontology annotation, biological process: actin filament organization; muscle contraction. Gene Ontology annotation, molecular function: actin filament binding. The coding region runs from base 695 to 1441 and encodes 248 amino acids. The record is from RefSeq and is a predicted model, not a curated record. Gene Ontology annotation, cellular component: actin filament. Lineage: Eukaryota; Metazoa; Chordata; Actinopteri; Characiformes; Acestrorhamphidae. The transcript has 8 exons.
AGAGAGUGAGAGAGUAAAGGGAGGCGGCUGUGGGACGAGCUGGACUGGAAAACACUGGGGCUGAGUUUGUUCGUCUCCGUCUCUUUGGUCCGACUGACUUGGUUCUUUGGAGGUGUUGGACAGCUAAAUAAGGGCCUUGGUUGUUUAGAAAACGACGGGAAACAAUCUGGAAUGUAUUGAAAAACCUCGGUUUUAGAAUAGCUAGCUAAAUAAUCUCAUCAGAGCUGCAUCUGCACUCCUGCUAGCUAACAAAGCUAACAAGCUAUUAGCGUAGCUUAGCUAAUCUACUAACGGUCACCUGAAGAGACUCGCUGUGAGCUUAGCUCCUUAGCGUUAGCUGGUUUAGCUUGCUGGAAUUGAGCUCGGAAGUUUUUCGUUAAUUUUGUGCGGGUUUGCUGUAAGGUUGUUAGCUUAGCUGACAGCUUAGCUAGUAAGUGGAGGGCAGCUCUUGUUUGAGGGGCGGUUUCAGUUGCCAGGCUUUGUGCCUCGUUUUCGCCACCGUUUCUUCAGCAGCUAACUAGCUAGCUAAUUUUGCUAAGGUGCUAAACCACUAAGAUUUGAAGUGUCUUAAGCGCUUCACAGCAGAGUUUUCCUGUACAAAUUGUAGCUUUCAUCCGGGUAAAUCUCCCUAAGUGAAUCUUGGCUAGGCAGCCAGGGUUGUUAAAAAGUUGUGAAUUAGCUAAAAUCAGCGAAAAUGGCCGGAGUGAACAGCGUAGAAGCGGUGAAGCGCAAGAUUAAAGUUCUGCAGCAACAGGCGGACGAAGCUGAAGAAAGAGCCGAGGUCCUGCAGAGACAGGUCGAGGAGGAGAAACGAGCCCGAGAGCAGGCCGAGGCUGAGGUGGCCUCACUGAACAGGCGUAUCCAGCUGGUGGAGGAGGAGCUGGACAGGGCCCAGGAGAGACUGACCACAGCGCUGCAGAAACUGGAGGAGGCAGAGAAAGCUGCAGAUGAAAGCGAGAGGGGCAUGAAAGUGAUUGAGAACAGGGCCCUUAAGGAUGAAGAGAAGAUGGAGCUGCAGGAAGUCCAGCUUAAGGAGGCCAAGCACAUUGCAGAGGAGGCUGACCGCAAGUAUGAGGAGGUGGCUCGCAAGCUUGUCAUCAUCGAGGGAGAUCUGGAACGCGCAGAAGAGAGAGCAGAGCAUGCAGAAGCCAAAUGUGCGGAAUUGGAGGAGGAGCUGAAAAAUGUCACCAAUAACUUAAAGUCCUUGGAAGCCCAGACGGAGAAGUACUCCCAGAAAGAGGACAAGUACGAGGAGGAGAUCAAGAUCCUGACUGACAAGCUGAAGGAGGCUGAGACUCGUGCCGAGUUUGCUGAGAGAUCAGUGACCAAGCUUGAGAAGACUAUUGAUGAUUUGGAAGAGAGGCUUGCCACUGCCAAGGAAGAGAAUAUCAAGAUCCAUGCCACUCUGGAUGCAACCCUGCAGGACCUUAACAACUUCUGAAGUUCGCAGACCCUUCCUCCUCACCCUGAAACCUAUACCCACCUGUACCUUUUUUCUUUUCUUUUUUUCCCUAUUUACCCACUCCCCCACCCUCAUCAUUGCUGGGUGGCUAUGUCUUGGCUGAACCAGGCCAAGUUGCUUGUUUUUGGUAUAGGUAGCACUUGGCUUCAUUCCUUAAUUCCCUGGCCACGGCCCUCAGUAUCUGAAGCCUCUCCAAUGCCCCCAACGUUUUGUUUUGCGUCUAGCUUUUUGUGUUUAUGCUCUUCUUCCCCUUCUUUCUUUCAAUAGGAUGGCACAUGCUGAAGCACCAAUGUCUUAAGCUUUCAUCUGUUGAAAUAUUCCUUAUUUGAUUAAUUCAUUCCUGCAAUGAUGUGCAAUUAAGUAAUUGGGUAACGUGAUGUGUAACAGAAUGGCUCUUAUUUCUGAUUGCCAGGUUGCUGGGUUUGCUCUGUUUGUUUUUUUGGUAGUUUUCCUCUCCCACAGUGCAAUAUUAACACAAAAGAUGAUAAAAGAAUUGGAAAGGUCCCAGUGCAAAACAUGAAUCUCCCUUCACCCUUUUUAUAAUGACUCCCUUAUCACUGGUCAAAGCUCUUCUCCCCCACCUCCACUUGUUUUAUCACUUAUUAAGCACUGUAUCACAAUGCAUUUUACUGUGCCAAUGCAGUGCCAUGUGGGACCAUUUAUAUAUAUUUUUUUCUUAGCCAUGUAUUUUGUUUAAGGGUUAACACCUCCAUUCCUCGUAGAAAUUAAGUUUAAUCCCCCUAAAUUUAGUUUUUUUUUUUUUUUAAAUUGUUCCAAAAAUAGACACUUCUUAACGGUUUUCACUUUCACCUUUCCAUUUCUUUUCCGAAAAUGUUUUUUUGGCUUGGGUAUAACAGGGAUCAAAUUACAAGUUAAGUGUCAAAUUCCAUUAAACCACAUUCAAUUAGGAGUCUUUUCCUCUUCAGGUAAAGGCUUUUUUUUUUUUUUUUUUUUUAACCCUUUCUCUCCCUCUCCGAAGAUCAUGAGUUGUAGGGAGAGAGGGAAGGAGUGUCACAUUCCACUGCCAAACUGGAGGUUAAAGGGCCAAUAAGAAGGGCAAGAGGGAUGAACUUCAAAGGUAUUAUCUGAGCCUCUCAUCAGUGUAGUUUCUAUUAUGCUCUGGAACAGAAAACUGAACCGAUAGGGUUAAAUAAGGACGUCAAAGCACCAAGAACCUUUUUAACUGGAACCUAAGUUGCAAAGUUAAAGAUGUAAACAUUUUGCUAUCUACAGUGUUUCAUUGUAAUAAUGACACAAGAUCUAAAUUCUUUUUUAAAAUAAAGUACCAUAAUACUUAUUAA